Molecule: messenger RNA, 489 nt
Organism: Fusarium coffeatum
Lineage: Eukaryota; Fungi; Ascomycota; Sordariomycetes; Hypocreales; Nectriaceae
Exons: 1
Coding region: 1-489 (162 amino acids)
Source: RefSeq, a predicted model, not a curated record
AUGAGAGCCAACAAAGAAUUACGCGUGAGCGCAAGACCUCAUGAGGGUCAGGCCAUGGCAGACUACCUCUUCGAUUUCGUCUUGCUAGCUGACAAAGCUGUCCUGAUGGAUUUAGCGAGAGGUGAAUAUAUUGUCAAGGCUGUCUCGUUGCUAUGGAACGGCCACUCGGGAUGGGGAUGGAUGCGAAUCCCAACAGGCUAUCUUCUAGAUUUAUGGACAUACCUCAUGUGGAACAGCAGGACAGCGGACUGUCUUCACUUCUUGGAAUCUGAAGAGGAUCUUGAGGACCAUAUCUGGGCUGGAGAUGCGGCACUUGACUGCACUGGGGACUGUUCUGAAAUCCAUUACUUUCAGCACUACGAUACCCAUAAAGAAUAUGACUGGGCUUACUUGAAUUCUGUUGACGACGUGUCUGACGACUUUUCUAUCGACAUAAUCGAACUAUUAUUAUCAAAUAAAAUGGAAGCCGACUUUCAGAGAGCUGUAUGA